This is a messenger RNA of Triplophysa dalaica, 1523 nucleotides long. RefSeq names its product phosphatidylinositol glycan anchor biosynthesis, class P (gene pigp). Gene Ontology annotation, biological process: GPI anchor biosynthetic process. Gene Ontology annotation, molecular function: phosphatidylinositol N-acetylglucosaminyltransferase activity. The record is from RefSeq and is a predicted model, not a curated record. NCBI's taxonomy places the organism in Eukaryota, Metazoa, Chordata, Actinopteri, Cypriniformes, Nemacheilidae. The coding region runs from base 144 to 536 and encodes 130 amino acids. The transcript has 5 exons.
GCAGUGUGUGUCUGUGUGAGCCAAAGAAGCCAAAGAAGAAGAAGAAAACGCGAACGCAACAAUAUGCUUGUAACGCUCUAAGAGUAAACAACAUCAAGUUUAUAUAAUAUAUUUAGCGGUUAACACGGAGUUCAAGUGUUGUUAUGGUGGAGAAUUCUCCUUCUCCUUUACCAGAGAGAGCCAUCUAUGGCUUUGUGCUGUUUCUGGCCUCUCAGUUUGGAUUCUUGCUGUAUUUAGUGUGGGCUUUUGUUCCUGAGGUUUGGCUUCAUUCGGUUGGGUUGACGUACUGGCCUCAGAAAUAUUGGGCUCUGGCCGCUCCCAUAUACCUGCUGGUCACCAUAGCAACAUGUGUUGUGCUGUUGUUUGGGGUGAACUUGAUGAACACGGCUGCACUGGGAUCAGUGGAUAACAUCACAGACCACUAUGCUCAGAGUCAGCGUGUAGAGGAGCAUCAAGAAGGAGCCGUUCCCAGACUUGGAGACAUCUCCAUCAGCGAAUUAAAUCGCGUGUUUUACCUCCAUCAUCACGAGUCAUAACAAGACGCCUGUGUUUUUUGAUCAUGUCUAGUGUUCUUGCUGUGGCCCGGCCGCGCUGCUUGCGUUAUGUGGCGGCUCCUGAAGACAUGUGGCGUUUGCUCAGGGUUUACAAGAUCACAUCCAUCAGCUGCCCAUGACAGGCCUGACAUUUGACUUUCAGAUGAACCUUCGUGUUGAAUCGGGAGUGUACGAGCCCUCACUGUGAGACAGAGGCCGUGCGUCAGUAAAGCGCCAGUGAAUCUUUAUCAAAAACAUACGCUUUCACACGUUCAUACUAACCAAAUAUAAAACAGUACAGACAUGAAAUAGCCAAAUACGAAUAACAUGAAUCAUUUUUAUAGGCUGCUCUCUAUUUCAACCCCUGUAAACGUAUUAACAGAGCUCUGACUUGUGCCUUAUACUUAAGUCAGGGGUCGAUUUUUUUUUCAAAUCCAGAAUUUGUCAUGAUCUCACGGUGAAAAUGGUGUGAGGUCAGACUGUGACCCCUGUGUCCUUAGACUAGAAGUGAAACGGUCAUCUCACUAUCUGGCCAUCUUUCACUAUCUGCUCUUCAAUCCGUCUGCAGAAUGGACCUGCUUGUGCUUGCCCGAGCCGCCCCGCGUAUCUACCUGCAGACAGGUGAAGGAGCUCUAGAUAACCCUCAUGAUGAGUAAAUAGAUUACUGGUGUCGGGUGGCCAGUCACCAUUUAACCUGUGACCCCGUGACCUUACCACUGUCUCGCCCUCAUGCCCUGUGUUACUGCUUUAAGAUCUGUUGCUUUAUUCUUCUUCUGUCCACAUGGUGCCGCUCGCUCACUUUAAAACAUGGAUACAAAAUAAGGAUUAGUCUUGGAAAUUUUACCUGUACUUUUUUUAUUAGUUUAUUAAUUUCUUGUGUAAUUUAAACAGCAAAGUGGUUUUCCCAAGAAGAAUUCUGGAAGGAAUGCUCAUUUACAUUAUUUUACUGUAUGUUUUUGCUAUAUUUCUCAAUAAAUAACCACUGGACAA